Molecule: messenger RNA, 981 nt
Organism: Vanrija pseudolonga
Lineage: Eukaryota; Fungi; Basidiomycota; Tremellomycetes; Trichosporonales; Trichosporonaceae
Exons: 2
Coding region: 1-981 (326 amino acids)
Source: RefSeq, a predicted model, not a curated record
AUGCCCAGAAAACUAGACCACACAGCCCAUCCCUACCUCAUAGACCUCAUAAUCGCCGCGUCCACCCUCCCGACCCAACUCACCAUCCGCUCAACAUGCCGCGCGCUCCGAGACCGCGUCGACACGCACCUCGCGUCACACGUCGUCGUCCUCCCGAUCGAGCGGUCGAACGACGCGAGACUACACCUCCCGAACCUCACCAACCCAUUCACUGCUGGCCAAUCUAUCCUCCACGCGCCCGGAACCUCGUCUCUGCGCGGGGCUCCCGGUGUAGCCUCCACGCUCGACGUUCUGAGCGAACCCGCUGGCGCCGACCUCCUCCCGGGCAUCAUCUUAUCCCAGUUCGCGUCCGUCACGACACUACGCCGCUUCGGCCCCGCGGCAAUCACGCGUCCCUACUCUGCCUUGACACAAGUUCACACUGUUGUGGACUGUAUCCAGGGUGGAUGGGAGGAAGAGCCGCCGGAGAUCCGAUACCUCCCCCUCGUGAAACGGCACGUCAUCCACUUCUUAUGGGACGAGGCCGGCGCGUCAAAUCUACACCGGCCCCGCGGUGUGGCGGACAUAGUGCUUGACGAGCUCGUUCUCGUGCUCUGGCCCUUUCCUCCAGGAAGGGUGAGACCAGCAGCGCUGUACUGGCUCAUCUCCGACAUCGUCGCCGUGCGCGCCGCGCAGAUGACGAUCGUCGGCCUGGAGAAGGUGCACCCGGCACAAGUACUCGCUUCGAAUGACGGCAUGCGGGGCACGAUUGAGCGCGGCGACGUGCGCUCGCUCGCUGAUGUGCUCGGCGAUAUUUCGCGCGAGACGGAUACCCUCCCGCCUGCGUAUUAUACCUUGGAGGAGUGGCGCGCGUCGCUUGCCGAGGAGGAGCGCGACGUGCUAUGUCCGCCUGGGCUGGGCGACUGUCGUCCUGCGCGAGCACAGAGUGCACUGCAGCGCAUUGAGGAGUUCUUCUCGACGGACCUCGCGACGCCUGGCUGA